This is a messenger RNA of Podarcis lilfordi (Lilford's wall lizard), 3160 nucleotides long. Lineage: Eukaryota; Metazoa; Chordata; Lepidosauria; Squamata; Lacertidae. The record is from the annotation of a GenBank genome assembly.
GCCGCCGCUACCGUCGCUUUUCCUCAAGCUGCAAGCGAGCGCGGGUGCCGUGAGUGGUGCGUCGCUUUUUCCCAGCCAGGUUUGUUCAGUGCGCCUGCGCGAGGCCCUGGGUAUCCCCCUCCUCCUCAAGCGAGAGCUGCUGCUGCUGCUUCUCCCGCCGAGCGCUGAGGUGGAGGCAAUGGCGGCGGCGGAGAAAGCGGAGCCUCUAGCCGCGCCUUAAGGAAGCUCAACGUGGAGUACGUGGUUCUUUCCGCCCACCUCCCUAUUCUGUCUGCAGUGACUGGUCCCCAAGGUGGCAGCUGAGUGGAGAAUUUGAAGCUCUGAAGUUGCCCCAGCUCUCUUGUAGGAGACACCCACCUUUGAAUUGGCUUGCACUUCCAUCCCGUGAAGUGCCCAGAUCCUGCCGUGCUAGUUUCCACAGCCAUGGCAACGGAAGAGAAGAAGCCAGAUUCAGAAUCAACCAAAACACAAUCGACACCCUCCUCUUCAACCAAUCAGAGCAAGCCUGCCCCUGUAAAACCAAACUAUGCCCUGAAGUUCACGCUGGCAGGACACACCAAAGCUGUCUCAUCAGUGAAAUUCAGUCCCCAUGGGGAGUGGCUGGCCAGUUCUUCGGCCGAUAAGCUUAUAAAAAUCUGGGGCGCCUAUGACGGCAAAUUUGAGAGAACCAUAUCUGGCCACAAGCUGGGAAUCUCUGAUGUCGCUUGGUCAUCUGAUUCAAACCUCCUUGUAUCUGCCUCAGAUGACAAAACGCUCAAAAUUUGGGAUGUGAGCUCGGGGAAAUGCUUGAAAACCCUGAAGGGGCACAGCAACUACGUCUUCUGCUGCAAUUUCAACCCGCAGUCCAACCUCGUCGUCUCAGGAUCGUUUGAUGAGAGUGUGAGGAUAUGGGACGUCAAAACUGGGAAGUGCCUAAAAACUCUGCCAGCCCAUUCUGACCCAGUUUCAGCGGUGCAUUUUAACCGUGAUGGCUCCCUGAUAGUGUCCAGCAGCUAUGAUGGCCUCUGCCGAAUCUGGGAUACAGCAUCAGGACAGUGCUUGAAAACACUGAUUGAUGAUGACAAUCCCCCUGUGUCUUUUGUGAAGUUCUCUCCCAAUGGCAAAUACAUUCUAGCGGCAACGUUGGACAACACUCUUAAGCUUUGGGACUACAGCAAAGGAAAGUGCCUAAAGACCUACACAGGCCACAAGAACGAGAAGUACUGCAUCUUUGCCAACUUCUCGGUUACUGGUGGGAAGUGGAUCGUGUCUGGUUCAGAGGACAACCUGGUUUACAUUUGGAACCUCCAAACAAAAGAGACUGUACAGAAGCUGCAAGGGCAUACAGAUGUUGUGAUCUCUACAGCUUGCCAUCCAACGGAGAACAUCAUUGCCUCAGCAGCUCUAGAAAACGACAAAACAAUUAAACUUUGGAAGAGUGACUGUUAAAAUGCUUUCAGCAUCACUUCAGAGACCUCGGGGGGGGGUGUCUGGAAAACAUAGGGGUAUUUUGUGUUUGUGUUUGUUGAAGACCGAUUUGCCAGGAAACAAAGCAACCUUUGAGAAGAUGAUGUCUCCUAGUCUUGGCCCAAAGAACUUCUCUCUUUGGCUUGCCUCCAAACUGGGCAAAUAUAGUUUUUUGUGGGGGGGCGGAAUAAUAAAAAGGUUCUGUUUUCUUUGAUGAAUUGGCGGCUUUUCCUAAUGGGAAGCCAUUAACUAUUCUCUCCUUGGAGAGUAAGAUGGCAACUCUGUCUCCUAACAGCAACCACCGCCAAGUCAUAAACUUAGAAAGAAUCUGGAUAUGUUAACAUUUUUGAAGAAACAGAGAGAAAAAAGAUCCAGGCAGGUAGGCCCUAGUACAUAAAACUUUAAAUAAAAGAGCCAUGGUGGCACAUUACUAAAGGCAAUUUUUUAAACAUGAUCAAACAAGUGUUCUUUUGCCUUGCGCCUCUUCUCAUUUCCCAACCAUCCAAGUUUCCAGAACCUGUGAUUAAAUCACCCUUUCUUUGUCCUUCUGUGUAAUGCACCCUGUUCAUCAUGCUCCUUGACAGUAAAAGUUAUUCACGCUUUUCACCCCACCCCAAAUUAUCUGCUCAACCUCUGUCCUCCUAACUCCUUGCUUGUGGCUUUUUGUUUUUACUUUAAAAAAAAUAUUUUGGCAAAUUUCACAAACUCUGUACAGUUAUUUCAGUGUAAAAAACAAAAAAACACUUUUUUUAUUUUGGAAACCUCAUGGUAUGAGCUUGUAUUUGCUAAUGGUAUGGCUUUAUUCUACCUCCCUCCCUUUCGACACUGGUAUAUUCCUUUUCUAUCCUUUCUUACCUCUCCUCUGCACUUAUCAAUAUUUUACACAUCAAACCUGGUUACCAUAUGCACAAUAAAAAGGUGGGAUUUGGGGUGGGUGGGAAUCAUUUGGCCAAAAGUAUGCUGAAACUUUUUGAUGGAUCCAAAGCAAGAACCCGGAUUUCUGAGUCAGUGCCAUAACCACAAGUUUUCAUUUUCCUUUGAGUGCAACAUGAACAUCAAAGAGGAAGGUUAUGAUUUGGGCAUGUUGGACCUCAGUUAGAAAUGUAUAGUCAGGGGUAAUUGGAUUGUGGUGGAGAAAACUUCCUGUUUGCUGUUGAAUGGCAAGAAGACAAAUGAUGUAAUUACAUGAAAGAGUUGCAAAAGUUAUAAUCAUAAAGGGAAAUGCUCCCUGUCUGGCCAUGUGCACUUUCCUCAUAGGUUUAUUUCUGGAAUGGUUUUGAUUUCAGUUAAUUGAAUAAAUGGCUAGGAAAAGUAGGAAUGAAUUAAACAUUAGCAGAAUGAGAGAUUUAAAAUAUAAUAUGCCUACCUUAAAGGAUAUAUAUCGAAGCUAUUCUGCUAUUCUGGCAAGUACUCUUUUUUUUUUCUUUCAAAAAAGAAGAAUAUGCCAGUUGCUUGCCUUGGCAAAUUCUUGUCUUUUCAUUCUAUCUCCACCCCAUUUCUAGGAAUGGUGUCUCUUGUAUCCCAAGCUGCAUGAUGUUUUUGGAAAGGUAAAAUACAUUUUUCAUACAAAUUCCAUUACAUACUUUGGUCAAGGGCUAACUUUUUCUACAAACAGCCAAAUUGUGCACCACACAAAAUAGACUUCGUUACAUCCAAUUCUGGCUGUGUGCUGUAUGAUUCACAUUGUACCAUGAUUUUAAGGACGUGCCAUCAU